This is a messenger RNA of Mustela erminea (ermine), 7912 nucleotides long. RefSeq names its product desmoglein 1 (gene DSG1). The transcript has 15 exons. Lineage: Eukaryota; Metazoa; Chordata; Mammalia; Carnivora; Mustelidae. Gene Ontology annotation, biological process: homophilic cell-cell adhesion. Gene Ontology annotation, cellular component: desmosome; plasma membrane. The record is from RefSeq and is a predicted model, not a curated record. Gene Ontology annotation, molecular function: gamma-catenin binding; calcium ion binding. Bases 921 to 4160 code for a protein of 1079 amino acids.
GACGCUGAUCUUCAUUCGUACAAUGAUCAACAAGAUUUUAAUUGGUGGCUCUGAUUUUUUACUUUUAAUCUGGCUUGGAGAUACUUUAAAUUUUUUUUGCUACAUUUAAAAAGGGCAGAAUCUUAAAGAGAGAAAAAUAACUGGGGAGAGAAGAUACUCAGAGAAAAAGCAGAGGCUUCCCUGGACUCAAGCUGUCCACUUAAAGGAACUGUGACUUAUGCAGGGGACCUUAUCAUUGUAAGUAGCAUAGUUUUGCUUGCUUGACUGAAUACUUAAAAAAAAAAAAAUCCUCACUCUUCACAUGAGCAAGAUUUUCUGUUUCUUUGAUGACAGCUUAGAAAAUGACUGAAUAUUUUGUAACAUCCACUGAAGUGCAAAGUUUAUGAUUUUUGAUUUUGACCUGAGUGUCUGGCUAUGAGUAUGAACCAGAUAAUCCUCUUUGAAUAUUAUCAGCGUCCAGACGAUAUUUGCUUUUUUAAGAGAGAAGAAGCGUAACAACUUGUAAAUAGAGCACAGGUGGCAAAGCCCCUCUCAACCGUAUGACUCUCCACACGUCGGAUCAUUUUAAACGCCUGACAUUGAACACCUUCAUUAAAGGACUGAAUCUUCCAACCCCACAGAGAGCUGCCUUUCAGCUGGAAGAAGGGUGUGUCCCUGAGCUUUUACCUGGGAGCAAUGAUGAUCUUGUCAAGCAUUUCAGGGAGACCAGCCCAAGUUUUUAGGGUGGGGAUCUAGACUGGUUAUACGUAGCUUCAGUUCUUCUCCCAGAGAAGGCAGAAACACCUCAAAGCCUGCAUGUAGGAACAUCUACUGAGAAAUUAUUUUAAUCAGACACCACCUGAGCGGGGGAAAGAAAAGAAAAAGAACAGAGAAGAACAAACAAAACUCCCUCGGUCUUGGAUGUAAGGAACCCAGCUGCAAUGGACUGGCACUCUAUCAGAGCCGCGGUGCUGUUCAUUUUUCUGGUGGUGGUGGAAGUUAACAGUGAAUUUCGAAUCCAGGUAAGAGAUUACAACACCAAAAAUGGCACCGUCAAGUGGCAUUCAAUCAGGAGGCAAAAACGUGAAUGGAUCAAGUUUGCUGCAGCCUGUCGUGAAGGUGAAGACAAUUCAAAGAGGAACCCAAUUGCCAAAAUUCACUCAGAUUGUGCUGCAAACCAGCAAGUUACAUACCGCAUCUCCGGAGUAGGAAUUGAUCAGCCACCUUAUGGAAUCUUCGUCAUUAAUCAAAAAACUGGUGAAAUUAAUAUUACAUCCAUAGUUGAUCGAGAGGUCACCCCGUUUUUCAUUAUAUAUUGCCGGGCUCUGAAUUCACUGGGUCAAGAUUUAGAGAGGCCUCUUGAGCUCAGAGUCAGAGUUUUGGAUAUAAAUGACAACCCUCCAGUAUUUUCUAUGUCUACUUUUGUAGGACAAAUAGAAGAAAAUUCUAAUGCAAAUACGCUGGUGAUGAUACUCAAUGCUACUGAUGCAGAUGAACCUAAUAAUUUGAACUCAAAAAUAGCCUUCAAGAUCAUAAGACAGGAACCUUCUGAUUCACCAAUGUUUAUUAUUAACAGAAACACUGGAGAAAUUCGAACAAUGAAUAAUUUUCUAGACAGAGAGCAAUACAGCCAGUAUUCCCUUGCUGUGAGAGGCUCUGACCGAGAUGGUGGGGCAGACGGCAUGUCAGCAGAGUGUGAAUGCAACAUUAGAAUCCUCGAUGUUAAUGAUAACAUCCCAUACAUGGAACAGCCCUCCUAUUCCACUAGUAUUGAAGAAAAUGCCCUCCACUCAAAUUUGCUCCCGAUUAGAGUAAUCGAUUUGGAUGAAGAGUACUCAGCUAACUGGGUGGCAGUGAUUUUCUUUAUCUCCGGAAAUGAGGGAGGUUGGUUUGACAUAGAAAUGAAUGAAAGGACAAAUGUGGGAAUUUUAAAGGUUAUUAAGCCCCUAGAUUACGAAGCUAUGCAAACGAUGCAACUAAGUCUCGGUGUCAGAAAUAAAGCUGAAUUUCACUCUUCAAUUAUGUCUCAGUAUAAACUCACAGCAACAUCAGUCACUGUGGCUGUGUCAAACGUAAUUGAAGGUUCGGUGUUCCGCCCAGGUUCAAAGACAUAUGUGGUAACUAGUAACAUGGGACAGAAUUAUAAAGUGGGAGACUUUAUAGCCACUGAUCUGGACACAGGUAGUGCUUCAACAACUGUUAGAUAUGUAAUGGGAAAUAAUCCAGCUAACCUACUUGAUGUUGACUCAAAAACAGGCAUAAUUAUUUUGAGAAACAGAGUUACCUGGGAACAAUAUAACAUGCUUGGGGGAAAAUACCAAGGAACAAUUUUAUCUAUAGAUGAUAAUCUUCAAAGAACUUGUACUGGAACCAUUAAUAUUGACCUUCAAGGUUCUGGCUGGGCUGGAAAUGGAAAGGAUAUUAAUAGUGGUACCAAUUCCGGAACUAGUGGAGGCAGUGAGGGUACUAGUGGAGGCAGUGAGGGUACUAGUGGAGGCAGUGAGGGUACUAGUGGAGGCAGUGGGAGUACUGGUGGAAGUAGCACUGAAAAUAUGGAAGGAGGCGGUGAAACCAGUACUGAAACAGGUGACCAAACUUCCACUGAAUAUGGCACUGGGACCCAGGCAAUGGAUGGUGGUGAAGGUGUAGGAGCAAAUCUCUCAGAUAAUGUCCAUUUUGGUCCUGCCGGCAUUGGACUGCUCAUCAUGGGAUUCUUGGUCCUAGGACUGGUCCCAUUUUUGUUGAUGUGCUGUGAAUGUGGAGGUGCCCCUGGCGGGGGAGCUGGCUUUGAACCUGUCCCCGAAUGUUCAGAAGGAGCACUUCACACAUGGGCAGUAGAAGGCCCACAGUUGCCUCCUGACACUGUGUGUGUACCACCCAUCUCACCUCCUGGGGUAAAUCUAAUUGAAUGCAUUGACACUUCAGGGGUUUACACAAAUGAGUAUGGUGGCAGAGAAAUGCAAGAUCUGGGAGGAGGAGAAAGAACAACAGGAUUUGAACUAACAGAAGGAGUUAAAACUUCAGGAGUACCUGAGAUAUGUCAAGAAUAUUCUGGAACAUUAAGAAGAAAUUCUAUGAGAGAAUGUAGAGAAGGAGGUCUGAAUAUGAACUUCAUGGAAAGCUACUUCUGUCAGAAAGCAUAUGCUUAUGCAGAUGAAGAUGAAGGACGCCCAUCCAAUGACUGUUUGCUCAUAUAUGACAUUGAAGGUGUAGGUUCCCCUGCUGGCUCUGUGGGUUGUUGUAGCUUCAUUGGAGAAGACUUGGAUGACAGCUUUUUGGAUACACUGGGGCCUAAAUUUAAGAAGUUGGCAGAUAUCAGCCUAGGAAAAGAAGUUGAACCAUAUCCAGACCCUGAUCCUUCUUGGCCACCUGAAGGCACUGAACCGAUCUGCCCUCAGCAGGGAACAGACCCCAUCACUGGUGGACAUCCACCCAUCUCCCCACAUUUUGGCGCCACCACAGUCAUUUCUGAGAGUACCUACCCCUCUGGACCUGGUGUACAGCAUCCUAUGCCCAUUCCUGAUCCUCUGGGCUAUGGUAAUGUUACUGUGACCGAGUCUUACACCACCUCUGGCACUCUGAAGCCCUCUGUCCAUAUUCAUGAUAAUCGACAUGCAUCAAAUGUAGUGGUGACCGAGAGGGUGGUCGGCCCAAUCUCUGGCACUGAUUUGCAUGGAAUGUUGGAGAUGCCUGACUUGAGAGAUGGGUCAAACAUUAUAGUGACAGAAAGGGUAAUAGCACCAAGUUCAAGUCUACCCACCUCUUUGACCAUGCCUGAUCCUAGAGAGUCAUCAAAUGUGGUAGUGACAGAAAGAGUAAUCCGACCAGCUUCUGGCAUGAUGGGCAAUCUAAGUAUACACCCUGAGUUAUCAAAUGCCCAAAAUGUGAUUGUGACAGAGAGGGUUGUUUCUGGCUCUGGCAUAAGUGGAAUUAGUGGCCCAGCUGGGAUGACUGGAGGCAGUGGCCUGGUUGGCAGUGUAGCUGGAGGAAGUGGUGGUGGCAUUGGGUUGAGCAGCCUGGGAGGAGGUGGGGGCCUGAGUAGCAGCAUGGGGGGCACAGCCACCAUUGGCCACAUGAGGAGCUCCUCUGACCAUCACUUUAGCCAGACCCUUGGAUCUGCCUCCCCUAGUACUGCCCGAAGUCGAAUCACGAAGUACAGUACGGUACAAUAUACGAAGUAGCCAGGAUCCCAGCACACUUGUUCUCAGCUGUGGUGAUUCAGCUUCAACUCCCACCACAAAAAACCUUACAUUGUGAUUUAUGAUGCACAACUAGGUGCUACGUAACUGUGGAGUGAGGUGGGAAACCACAAUGAGAAAAUAUGUAAACAGUGCUGUUGGGCAAGAGCUCUCCCUAGCAUUUGUAAAUCUUUUUCUUACAUUAAUACUAAUGGAAUCACGACAAUGAACUAAAACUUGAGACAGGGUCUUUCCUGUGCCGGUACAGUGAUAGGAUCUUCUGUGUGGCCGGUCCUGUAUCUCCAGCACAUGGAAUAAAUUAAACUCAGUCAUGCAAAACAAAUGGCCUUGAGAUGGCUAUUGGCACAAUUCUCCUUGCCCUAUUUUGAUUGCCAUGUAGCUCAAGCAAUAUUCAAAAAGGACUAAAUAUGUAAUAUGAGCUCACGUAUUCAGGAAGAAUUCGAAAUGUGUGCCAAGCACCUGGUCAAUUUCACAGAUAAUAGAAAUAAAAAUCCAACCAUAUACUCAGACCAUGAUUAACAAUUAAAGAAAACAAAUCUGACUACACAGCUCACAAGCUCACAAGCCACCAAGCACUCCUACCCUAAUAAUUGUACCAGAGUAAAUAAACCUUAAAUUAGGAAAUGUUUCCUGGGAGGAAACUUCCAAAAGAGAAUGGUAAUAGGGUGAGAUUCAUUUGGGGGACAUUGACAAUGUCUGAUCCCAGAUCUUGAGAAGGGGUUUCAGCUAAAAUUCCCAUGGAGUCAGGGAGUUUUCUGAUUCUAGCUUGUGUUUAGUAAUAGAUGCAGUAUUUAUGAAUAUUGCAUACUGAUGAGGUUGCAGGAUAUCACACUUAUUUUUCCCAUUAUCACUGUGGCUGUGACCUAAUAGUAUGAAUUUGCCAGGUGUACUUCUCUGACUGAAGCAAGUAACACCUGACAUGGUUGUCAUCCCUAAUGGUAAAUUACCUUCCAAAGAAGCAGAUGGAAAUCACAUUGUAUUUCAGAUGUGUAUUCACUAAAUGUUACUCAUUUAUAUCCAGCUCUUUAUUAUACAUCUCUUAAGUUAAAAUAAUUUACUUAAGUUGAGCUGUGAAAAAAAGCCUGCAGUAUGGCUAAGCUUUGGGGGAAUUUUUUCUUAAGGGGAUCUAAAAAAAAGUUUCUAGAACAUGUAAAAUGUUUAAUGUGAAAAGUUAGAAUUAUUCUGUAAUGUAAUACCACAUUAUUAGUUUUAAUUGAGUUUAGUACUUUUCUAGACAAUGUUCUGCUACUAUUUUAAAGGGGUCAACUAAAAACUUUCAACAGUGUUGAUGAUAUUGUGUUGACCCAAUUGAAAUUGUGCUAGACCACCACAUAUCCUUACUCUCACUCCCUAACUAAAUUUUCUCACUAGAAUAAAUGUUACAUUCCUGAUUUGAUUUGCUUAUAAGCUCUUGGCUUAUAAAGUGCUCCAAUUGAUAAGACAGUUCCCAAAUUAUAUAGUAUGAUAUAUUUUUCUACCUUCAAAAUUUAAUAAUGUAUUAUUUAUGGUAUGUCAUUUCUAUGUGUUUGCUAUAUAGUAUUACCUGGUUUUAAAAAUCUCAGAAUCAAAGCAUUCUUAGACACGGGUAAGUUUACUCUAGCAAAGUAGAGGAAUUUUAUUCUCUUUUCUAAAUUCAGCGUUAAUAUUAGCUCAUGAAAGUGAAACUGGAUAUGACAAAAUCUUUCAAGGAUUAUUCCCUGCCAAUUACUCAAGUUUCCCAGGGUGUUACAAGAUCAAAGAAUAGUCUUUCAACUUCCAACACUUAUCAAAGGGGGCCAGGGAGUGAACUAAUUUAUUAGAGCUAUUUUGCUCUAUAUUAUAGCAGAUGACGUCAAUAUUUUCAAAGCCACAAUAUACAUCUUAUUUUAUGUCUGUAGACCAUGUGAAAUUUUGAUAGUCUGUAGCAUGCCAAAAUGUAGAGGUAUAAAUAAAGUCAUUCAGAGGAACUCUUUCUUUUAUUUCUUUCUCUCCCAUUUGGGGAGGGGGAUUCCAUUAAUGAUGGAUAAUCUUUCCAGAAAUAAAGUCAAAAGGUAUUUAUUGAAAUAUACUUGAGUAUGCUGGGCUCAAGAGUUUGAAGGAAUAAAAAUAAUUAUUGGUUAAUUAAUUAAUGGGAUGGUAUCUGACGAUAAGUAGCUUAUGUGCCACUUUGAUUUAUCAUCAGAAGUAUUCUUUAAAGACUCCUGAUAUCUUCCAAAAAAGUUUUUUAGGUUGUCUAAAAAAUGCCAGAUUUACCAUCUUUAAUAACUAUUAUUAUUAAGAUCCAUUAGUAAAAAACCAUGGAAGAUAUAAAAAGUGACAGUACUAGUUGCCAAUCCUUCUAGGAAGAUACUUUCAAAUAAAUUUUUUGUCAGGAUUACACACUGAUAUUCUAACCUUUAUUCUUAAAUUUUAAAAUUAUCUUUUUAAGAUACAAUUCUAACAAUCAUUUAAAGACAUGUCAUUUUUUCAAUAAACAACCUUUGGGCAGAAAUCAAUUCUUCACUGUAGAUCCUUUACUGCAACCCAUAGACCUUAGGUCAUUCUACAGAUCUAAGAUACAGAAAUUAUUUUAUAAGAAAAUAGUUAUAAUUCAAAUCUAUAUUGCAAGCUGUAUCUCAGAUCAACAUGCUCUUAGUAAAAGGGAGAAGGAAGAAAUAGUAAUUUAAAUAUUAUGUGUAUAUAGUUUGAAAAGAAAAGGGUAUUUAUAAAACAUCUGACUUUCUAAAGAGAUGGCCCUUAGGGUCAAAAAUUAGUGUAUCAUAAAUUCUUUAUAAUUUAAUAUUAACCAAAAUACCAUCUUGAGCUUAAUUUUGACAUUGAAUUCCAGAUACAUCUGCUACAUUUUAUUAGCCUUGAUGUAUAUCGCCUGAUGUAACUGUAUGUGCAUGAAAAAUUUACAGAAAAAUUAUCUAUCUAGGGAUAUACGUAGGCCUUCAUCUGGACAUCUCUUCUCUAUUGGCAUAUAGUUUUUAGCCUUGUAAUCUCCAUUCAAUGUAAUUUCCUGACAGAAUUUUAAUUAUAUACCUUCAAACAUUACAUAUUCACUCUAACUGGAUGUUUUUAGUUAUAUACACAACUCAUUUCUGAAUUUAUACCAACAUCUGAAGGUCAACCAGUGUAUAACACAUACGAUACCCUUUAGCUAGAGUAGGAACUAAAAGGUUUUUAAUCAUUGGCUAAAAUAGCCAAUUUAGGAAAGACAUUCAAAACCCAAAACUUCUAAAAGUAUUUGCCACAUUUUCCCAUGCCUAUUUAAUAAACCCCAAACUUUUGUAGGAUUUCUGGUAUUUUUAAGACUUACUUCCCUUGGCACUGCAAUACACCAGUCCACACAGAUUACUAGUCUCCAUGAAACAGAAUCUGCCUCCUAGUUCUCGAUUGUUCAAUUUAUGCUAGGACAAAAGCAUGAAUGGAUCAACUUAUUAACCAUCAAAGAAUUUUAAAACAAAAAAUAUCCUAUUGUUUAACUGUCUGUAUUCCUUCCAUUUAGUUAUAUCUGAAUUACUGAACACUUUAUCAUCAAGCGGUACCUAGUCUAACUUAUUUUUCUUUUGCUAUUUUACAAGUAUUUUUAAACUCUAAUAUUCAUCUUUGGUGAUGUUUAAAACAAGGUGCUUUCUUUCAGGUUUCAAUAUAAAAGUUCUUGGCUUAUAUGGGUGCUAAUUCCUUGCUUGGUCCUUUAUUGGCUAUUUUAAGUUGGUUUGUAAUUUCCAAAGGCUUAUGUUGACAGCAAUAAAAUGAUUGGUAUGCUUCCA